UCGACUUCUUCCAGAAUUUUCAUUUCUUCUAUUUAAUCUUCUUUAGUAGUUGGAGAUUCACGAGACUGUUUGUUGCUUCGUUCUAUUGGGGUUUGAUGACUAGCCGAAAAAACACGCAUUGGUGUAAUACUUGUAGACGAGGAAUCCGUCUUCAAGGAGAAGACCUAAGAAGAGGAGGAGCUUGCAGUCACUGCGGUAACACCUUUCUCGAAAGGCUCUGUGAGAAUGUUGAACUAAACCCGUUUGAUUUAUUCGGUUUAGCCAUUCAAGAAUCUCGUAGCCGUCGGGUCAACAACAGAAGAAGACCGGUUCUUGAAAACCAAUUGAGUUUUCAAGAGUUGUUUAACCGGCUUUCAGCUCAAGACCGCCGUGGCCCACCUCCAGCUUCACCAACCGUGAUCAACUCCAUGCCAAAGAUCAAGAUCAGGAAGAAGCAUCUCGGUUUGAAUCCGUGUUGCCCGGUUUGCCAAGACCGGUUUGAAAUGGGAUCGUCUGCAAGAAAGAUGCCGUGUAGACAUAUCUACCAUUCGGAAUGUAUAGUCCCGUGGCUAUUCCAGCAUAAUUCUUGUCCAGUGUGUCGCAAAGAGCUGCCAGAAGACGGGAACAAUGGUCGAAAAAACCCCUUUUUGUUUCUGUGGCCGUUUACAUCCUCUGGUGCGGCCUCAAACUAUAAUGGACCACCUUUUCAUUGAGAUGCUUGUGUAACAAAUCACAAUCCAUGAUAUAUGUUUUAUUUUUUUGUUUAAUUAGUGAUUUUUAAAAAUUAUAUCGAUGUACAAAGGGUUUUGUAGCUCAGUACGAUUUGUUGUUAUAUGUAAUGUAUAAAUUUUAAGUAAUUUGUAUCAAAAA
This is a messenger RNA of Brassica rapa (field mustard), 849 nucleotides long. Its product is annotated as probable E3 ubiquitin-protein ligase RHC1A. Gene Ontology annotation, cellular component: cytoplasm. Lineage: Eukaryota; Viridiplantae; Streptophyta; Magnoliopsida; Brassicales; Brassicaceae. Gene Ontology annotation, biological process: protein ubiquitination. Gene Ontology annotation, molecular function: ubiquitin protein ligase activity. The record is from RefSeq and is a predicted model, not a curated record.